This is a messenger RNA of Iphiclides podalirius (scarce swallowtail), 1320 nucleotides long. Lineage: Eukaryota; Metazoa; Arthropoda; Insecta; Lepidoptera; Papilionidae. The record is from the annotation of a GenBank genome assembly.
AUGUGUUGUAACGCAUUGAAAACUCCCGCAGAGCUGUUGCUGGGUACGUUGAGGACGCAUCAAAAGGCCGCGUGCGAUGAGGACACGGUGACGCUCAUCUGCCCCCGAGGGACCACGAUAAGCAUCCAGGUCGCCCAGUACGGGGCUUCGGCGUCGCAGACCUCGUGCUCCCCAGAACUGGCGGAGUACCAACCGGUCGCCGUGGAGGUCGUCGGCGAUACGUCGUGCACUUGGCCCAGUGCUUUACAGUAUUCACUUUUGCAGACCGUUGUGGAGGCAUGUCAAAAGAAACGUCAGUGCAAAUUUCAUACAAGCCCAAAAGCCUUUGGAGUCGAUCCGUGCCCUGGUUCUAGAAGGUUCGUCGAAGUCGCUUAUAAAUGCCGUCCAUAUGAAUUUCGAAGUAAAGUGGGCUGUGAAAACGACGUCCUCCAUUUAAGCUGCAACCCUCAUUCAAGGGUCGCCAUAUAUUCGGCACAGUAUGGUAGAACUGAGUACGAUUCUAUACAGUGUCCACAGCCAAGAGGAAUGAAAGAAGAAACCUGCCUAGAGCCAUACGCAACUGAAACGUCGAUGCGGGAGUGUCACGGUAAGAGGCGCUGCGUUUUGGCGGCGGAUAGUAAAAUGUUUGGGAAGCCCUGUCGUGUUGGCAGCCGAACAUACCUGAAAGUGGUAUAUACAUGUGUUCCACGCACUGUCCUUAAGGAGCGAUACGAAAGUGCUCCAGAAGAAGAUGAAGUCGCUUACGACGUUUCAGACACAGAAAACGAUGAUGUCGAUGAAUCGAGUGAUCGCUGGUGGGGGGAGCCUGCAGUGCCUCCUGCACCUGCAGUCGCCGCAGUUCCCUCUCAAAAGCCUUCGCUAUCCUCCAGCAGCAACGCAACAAAAAACAAUCAGCACGAAUCAUCACCGUCGUCACCGCGACAUCAUUUGUCAAAUGACGAUCAGUUCGACAUCAUCUAUAUCUACAUCAUUGCUGCUGUUGCCGUGACCACUUUAGUUUUCAUCAUAAUAGCCACAACGCGUUGUGUGUUAAGCAAACGAAGCACAGAACAGCCGAAGGGUCCGGACGUAUCCGCUACGACAGACAUUCCAAAUGGCUUCAAUGACAGCAUAUCGGAAGUAGACAAUGACAUUAACAUAACAAGCCUAUCGGGUCCCGUAGAAAAUGUUGAAUCGGGAAUGAAGCAAGAAAUGCACCUCGCUAACAUGACUCUCAGCCCAAAGAUUAACAGAUACGUCGGACGUCCAGUCCCUAAUACGUACCCGCACGGAAUGCAAUCCAGCAAAGUGGGAUUCCGCAAUCCCCCGGUGGAUCCAGCA